AUGUGCAGGGACAGCAAGCCGGGAGGCGGGGGAGCGGCGGACAAGCUCAAGGAGCAGCUCGACAAGAUGACGUACGAGCUCUCGGUGGCCCUGCAAGAGAAGGAGGCUGCGGUGGAGAACGAGGCGAGCCUCCAAGCCAGGUUGGCCCGCGUGAACGAGGCGCACCAGGAGGCGGUCCAGGGGCGCGCGCAGGCGGAGGGCAAGGCCGAGGAGCUGCGGCAGUCCCUCCUCCGCAUGACGGAAGCCCGCGAGCUGCACCGCAACCGCGUCACGUCGCUCGAGGAGAUGCUGAGCUACCUGGACACGUACAUGAGCAUGGUCCCGCCCUCGCACCGGCCCAAGAUCAGCCUGGAGGAGUACGCCAUGAACAACCGCCCCGAGGACGCCGCGCGGCCCACGUCCUCCGCGGCCGCGCGCGGGCUGCAGCGCACGGGCUCCAAGAACCUCGCGCGCGGCAAGGUCCCGUCGAACGGCGAACCACUGUCGCGCGCGGCGUCGAUGCGAGCGAGCGGGGGUUCCGGCAACUCGCAGGACAAGGCCAUGGCGCCCUCCGCGACGACAGGGCGCACGCGGGCUGCGUCGGAAGCGGCCACCGCGCCCGGCCGCACCUCCGCAGCGGAGCCCGCGGACGGCAACCCGGUCUACUCGGUCGGCGCCGCGGACUACACGCAGAAGAAGAAGACGGUGGCCGCGCACCAGGUGCCGCCGCGGCGCCGGGCGACGCACGCCGCUGAGCAACCGCACCCUGCGCCGGUGAAGGAGCUGUCGCGCGUGGACGAGGAGAGCGCCAUGCAGGCCAAGGCGUCGCAGCGGAACAUGUCGUUCCGCGUAAAACCGGACCCGGACGGCGUGCAGGAGCAGCGAGACGCGCUGCGGCGCGUCCUCAGCAAGAAGAUCUCCAGCCGCGGACUGCACUGA
Messenger RNA from Pedinophyceae sp. YPF-701, 918 nucleotides. The record is from the annotation of a GenBank genome assembly. NCBI's taxonomy places the organism in Eukaryota, Viridiplantae, Chlorophyta, Pedinophyceae.